Molecule: messenger RNA, 2217 nt
Organism: Myotis daubentonii (Daubenton's bat)
Lineage: Eukaryota; Metazoa; Chordata; Mammalia; Chiroptera; Vespertilionidae
Gene: ANGPT2
Product: angiopoietin 2
Biological process (GO): blood coagulation
Source: RefSeq, a predicted model, not a curated record
GGAGGUGCCCAUGCCCCCGGGUCCUGCAGCCUCGCGUUCCCAGCGGGCUCCGCAGCCGGCGGGAGGCAGGCAGCCAGCGGCGGGGUUUUUCCUGUUGCCGGGCUGCUGACCCCCCACAGGAAGAUAACGGACCAGCCGGGGGCGGAGCAGCUCACACACAUGCCUGGCUGCGCCGAUCACUCAUCAUAUAAGGAGCGGAGCCAGCGCCUGGAUCGGGACACGCAGCUCUGGGCAGAGAAAGACGAGCGACUCUGAUCCCGGGAACUCAGCCCAGCGAGCAGGGUCCGGGCGGCUCAGGGACAGCUCCCGCAGGACGGGGCCGCCGGCUGCCAGGGGCGCAGCACAGGCGCCGCGGAUGGACCCUGAGCCCAGCGGCUGAGCCCGGCGUCCGUCCCACGCGCCCGGCGGGCUGCUGAGCGGCGGGGGUCCACGCAGACGGCAGGCAUGUGGCAGCUCGUGUUCCUCACGCUGAGCUGGGACCUGGUCCCGGCCGCCGCCCACAGCCCCCACAGGAGCAUGGACGGCCUGGGGCGGCGGCAGUACCAGGUGCAGCACGGCGCCUGCAGCUACACCUUCCUGCUGCCCGAGACCGACAACUGCCGCCCGCCCGCCGGCUCCUACGUGUCCAACGCGGUGCAGAGGGACGCGCCGCUCGACUACGACGACUCGGUGCAGAGGCUGCAGGUGCUGGAGGGCAUCAUGGAGAACAACACGCAGUGGCUGAUGAAGCUGGAGAGCUACAUCCAGGACAGCAUGCGCAGGGGCGUGGCCGCGCUGCAGCAGAGCGCCGCGCACAACCACACGGCAGCCAUGAUGGAGAUGGGCUCCAGCCUCCUCAACCAGACCGCGGCGCAGACGCGCAAGCUGACGGACGUGGAGGCCCAGGUGCUGAACCAGACGACGAGACUCGAGCUCCAGCUCCUGGAACAUUCCCUGUCCACCAACAAGCUGGAGAAACAGAUCCUGGACCAGACCAGUGAGAUCAGCAAGCUGCAGGACAGGAACAGCGUCCUGGAGAAGAAAGUGCUCGACAUGGAAGGCAAGCACACGGUGCAGCUCCAGUCCAUGAAGGAGGAGAAGGACCAGCUGCAGGUGCUGGUGUCCAAGCAGAACUCCAUCAUCGAGGAGCUCGAGAAGCAGCUGGUGACGGCGACGGUGAACAACUCGGUCCUGCAGAAGCAGCAGCACGACCUCAUGGAGACCGUGCACAGCCUGCUGACCCUCGUGUCCACGUCGGGCGCAGCUAGGCCGGCCCCGGCUGCGAAGGAGGAGCAAGUCGCUUUCCGAGACUGUGCGGAGGCCUUCAAGUCCGGCCUGACCACCAGCGGCGUCUACACGCUGACCUUCCCCAACUCCACGGAGGAGACAAAGGAUCCACCUGAAGGGCCUCACGGGGUCGGCCGGCAAGAUCAGCAGCAUCAGCCAGCCGGGGAGCGACUUCAGCACCAAGGACGCGGACAAGGACCGGUGCAUCUGCAAGUGCGCGCAGAUGCUCACGGGAGGCUGGUGGUUCGACGCGUGUGGCCCCUCCAACCUGAACGGAAUGUACUACCCGCAGCGGCAGAGCACCAACAGGUUCAACGGCAUCAAGUGGUACUACUGGAAGGGCUCGGGCUACUCGCUCAAGGCCACGGCCAUGAUGAUCCGGCCUGCGGACUUCUGAGGCCUGCGCCUGCGGCACCCCUCCACCGGAGCCCGGGGGACACAGCUGCGUCGUCCCUCUGCCCCAGAGGGACACGCCCGGGCCUGAGUCAGAGCCCUCGAAACUCCCCACGGACACCUGCCCUGCUCGGCAACCCCAGCACAGCCCGACCUUCGCCUCGUGACCUGCAGGCGUCUGCGCAGAUGAGCUUAAGCUGCAAAUGAGAAGGUGGCUCGCGGGCUCCGCGUCACACCGUCAAUAACUGGAAACAGCUCUGGGCUCCGGGGUCGUCCGGCUGCACCCGCGCCCCGCCCCGUGCACAGACUCAGGGCCCCUGGGAGGGUCACAGUGCCUUUGCCCUCCUGUUGGGUGCUUUCCAUUUUCAUCUGAAAAUAGCGUAUUUGCAUAGGCGUUGCCAGCUUAGUUCUAAGCUAAUGCUCAAAAACAGAUGUCGUUUAUACGGAGAAAUUCCCAGGAUGUAUUCUUUUAUUUUAUGUAAAGAUUGUACUACUUUUUUUGCUGCCUGUUAACUAUGAAGUUAUUUUGGUAAUUAAAUAUAACUUAUGAGAUGACGA